This is a messenger RNA of Anoplophora glabripennis (Asian longhorned beetle), 1181 nucleotides long. RefSeq names its product inositol oxygenase. Gene Ontology annotation, cellular component: cytoplasm. Gene Ontology annotation, biological process: inositol catabolic process. The transcript is spliced from 6 exons. Gene Ontology annotation, molecular function: inositol oxygenase activity; iron ion binding. Bases 89 to 970 code for a protein of 293 amino acids. NCBI's taxonomy places the organism in Eukaryota, Metazoa, Arthropoda, Insecta, Coleoptera, Cerambycidae. The record is from RefSeq and is a predicted model, not a curated record.
AUGUAUUUAAAUAAGCGAUUUGCAAUUUUAGUGUUAGUAUAGUUAGUAAUUCUCUUGGUAAGACGAGGUGUUGAACACAGUCGUCAGAAUGAGAGUUUUGGGAGAUACAAACACCGUCACCAUCAUCGACCCUUCUGAACUUUUACGCCCAGAACCGAAAUUCGCCAAGAAACCGAUUGGGGCGUUUAGGGAUUUCAGUAUCGAUGAGUCGGAUCCGAUCAAGGAAAGGGUUAGAAAAACUUACGAAGAAAUGCACACAUACCAGACAGUGGACUUUGUAAAAGCUAAGCAAGAGAAGUGGACGAAAUUCGACCACUUGAAAUGCACCAUGCGAGAAGCUCUAGAAAGACUUAACGAACUGGUAGAUGAAAGUGACCCCGAUGUGGACAUCCCCAAUAUGAUCCACGCUUUCCAGACCGCUGAGAGGAUCCGCAAAGACUAUCCCGAUGACGACUGGUUCCACCUGACUGGCCUUAUCCAUGACGCUGGAAAGGUUAUGGCCUUUUUCGACGAACCGCAGUGGUGUGUAGUCGGUGACACGUUUGUGGUUGGUUGCAAUUGGAGCGACAACAUUGUGUACCGAGACACAUCUUUCAAGAAAAACGUGGAUGGCAGGAAUCCAAAAUACAACACGAAAUACGGAAUGUACGAGCCGAACUGCGGCCUGGCCAAGUUGACGAUGUCUUGGGGUCACGACGAGUACUUGUACAGAAUGUUGGUUCACAACAAGACCAAACUGCCGCCUCAAGCCCUGUACAUGAUCAGAUUCCACAGCUUCUACCCCUGGCACACCAGCGGCGAUUACGAGCAUCUGAUGACGGAAGAAGACGAGGAUACCAAGAAAUGGGUGCUCAAAUUCAAUCAAUACGACUUGUACACCAAAAGCACAGACAUUCCUGACAUCCAAAACCUCUGGCCCUACUACGAGAGUCUAAUUGAAAAAUACAUCCCAGGAGUAUUGGAAUGGUAAUGGAUUUAUAAAUUCUACAUGCUGCAGUUAGUGUGUAUUACAAUUUGUUAAAAUUUGUAUGGACAAACCGCAAAAUGCAAUUUAUCAAAAAAGCUGCAGAUCAUUGUUAUGAAAAUGGAACAAAUAUUAAAUGGGUGCCUAAAUAAUGUAGAUUUUUAUGGAUUUAUGUCAUGUUUUAUCGGGUAAUUUAAAUAUACAUGGUGGCUUUUAA